AUUGGUAAGUUACAUAUGUAUGUAAGAUUGGUGGUUUUGUCCAAGACUCCCAAGAUAAGCAACCUUCCUGAUUGGUAGUGUUGUGCUAUCAUGGCUCCCCUAAAUAAUAUUUGAAUGACAAUUUAUUUUCUGGGUCGUAUAGAAUAUAUAGAGUUGCACCCUUUUCUUGAAUCAGUCAGUUCCAAUUGUUUUUUUUUUUUUUUUUUUUAAAGGUGAUUGUGAGUUAAACUCUGUCUCCUUUCCCAUAGUACCUGAGAAGCCACAGAAGGAAGAGACUGAUCCCAAUGGCAGGUUCCAAGCUACAAUCUUUCUGGAAUCACCCUGCUGGCCCCAAGACCAUUUUCUUCUGGGCUCCAACUGUUAAAUGGGGCAUCAGUAUUGCAAACGUUGUUGACUUCUCAGAGCCACCUGAAAGGAUCUCUUAUCCUCAGCAAGUUGCUCUUAUGUGUACUGGACUUAUUUAUUCACGCUUCAGCAUGGUGAUUACUCCGAAAAACUGGAAUCUUUUUGGUAAUAGUAUUUUUAUGGCGGGGACAGGAUUGUAUCAAGUAACACGCAAGAUUAGGCACGAUUACAUGGCAGAACUAACUGAGGCAAAAGAACAAUGACAAAAAUCUCUCAGGAGUCAGGACCUACAUUGAAAAUGGCUUGAUUUUGCUAGCUUUCGUAUUUUCUCAACUCAUUGUCAAUCUCAAUCAACCGAAUGUGACAGAAGGGACUUGUUCUGUUACAGUUCUAAUAAGUUAAUUAAUCCAAUGAA
Quercus lobata is the source of this 760-nucleotide messenger RNA. Its product is annotated as mitochondrial pyruvate carrier 4-like. The record is from RefSeq and is a predicted model, not a curated record. The transcript has 5 exons. Gene Ontology annotation, cellular component: mitochondrial inner membrane. Gene Ontology annotation, biological process: pyruvate import into mitochondria. Lineage: Eukaryota; Viridiplantae; Streptophyta; Magnoliopsida; Fagales; Fagaceae. The coding region runs from base 285 to 608 and encodes 107 amino acids.